Cucurbita maxima (winter squash) is the source of this 541-nucleotide messenger RNA. RefSeq names its product putative lipid-binding protein At4g00165. Bases 40 to 435 code for a protein of 131 amino acids. The record is from RefSeq and is a predicted model, not a curated record. The transcript has a single exon. Lineage: Eukaryota; Viridiplantae; Streptophyta; Magnoliopsida; Cucurbitales; Cucurbitaceae.
CAAAACACACAAUUGCUAUACACACAUUGGAUAUUGGAUAUGGGGCUCAGAAUUCCAAAGGCUUUGGCUCUUGUAGCCUUGUUGAACGUCAUAGCUUUGGCUUGUGUUUCAUCAGCAAAACCGGGUUGCUCUCCGAAGGUUCAGCCAUCGCCUGCUACCACACCGACAGCGAAGGCUAAGUGCCCAAAAGAUACACUCAAGUUAGGGGUUUGCGGUAGCUGGCUAGGGCUCAUAUCUGAGCAGAUCGGAGCGAAACCUAGCAAGAAAUGUUGUACUUUGUUGAAGGGAUUGGCCGAUCUCGAGGCUGCAUUGUGUUUGUGCACGGCGCUGAAGGCGAAUGUGUUGGGUGUUGUUACCGUUGAUGUGCCUAUUGCUCUUAGUUUGGUUGUAAAUUCAUGUGGGAAAAGUAUUCCACAAGGCUUUGUUUGUCCUUAGUCAGAGACUGAAGUUGUUUUUGUUUGCUUCACAAGUGUUUGUUGUUUGAUGGUUGUGUUUUCUUUGAUUAAAUAAAAGUGAGUGUGAACUUUCAUGUGCUAAAUAU